AUGUUGGAAUUUUAUCCAAUGCCCACAAAUCUGAAUCAAGUCGGUGGCAGUCUUUAUUCGCUGCAACAAAAUCAUGGCGGUGCGCGUUUUUUGGACAAUCCGAAUGUAAAUAAUAAUAACAGCAGCAGUAGCAGCAACAACAACAAUAAUAUGACCUGCUUGCCAAAUGCAAACAGCAACAACAAUAACAACAGCAAUGUGCACAACCAUUUAACAACAAACAUUUCCGGCAACAACAACCCGACAGCAACGGCUUCAUUAACGGCAGCUGUAAUAUCCGCACAGCAACAACAGCAACAACAUCAGCAUGCUGGCUUGCCAAUUAACAGCUGCCCAACACCCACAGGACACAGCCCCAACAACAACAACAACAGCAGUAGCAACAACAACAGCAUCACCAUCAAUGGCAACCAAAACUCCUCCUGCAGCACAUUAACAGCUGCUGCUGCUGCUGCGGCAGCGGUGGCAGCGGCUGCGGCUGUGGCAGCGACGUCAUCGGUAGGGUCCGGGUCCUGCCCGACAACGCCAGCAUCAGCAUCAGCAUCGGCAGCAGCAGCAACAACAGCAGCCGCAAACUCGAACACACCAGUGACCAUGCCAGUCGGCUCCUGCUCCUCCUCCUCAUCAUCUUCAACGUCAACUUCUAGCUCCUCCGCAUCCUCAACGUCUUUGUCAUCCACAGGAGUGGGGAUGGGAGCCGGUACAGGUACAGGAGCAACGUCUACGUCGGCAUCGAAAUUGUCUGCCGAUUGCAGUGGACGUACAGAGGUCGGCCACAUAAAGUGCGAGAAGAACUACGAGCUGUGCGAGGGCUGCGGCCAGAAGAUUCACGACCGCUAUCUGAUGAAUGUGGGGGAUGCCAACUGGCACGAACAGUGCCUGGCCUGCUGUUAUUGUGGUCUGCAGCUUCACCACACCUGCUAUGUGAGGAACUCGAAGCUCUACUGCAAGCUGGACUACGAUCGCCUGUUUGGCGUGAAAUGCGCCGCCUGUUGUCAUGCGAUCCUGCCGCAGGAGCUGGUCAUGCGUCCCAUACCCAAUUACGUUUUCCACUUGCCCUGCUUUGUCUGCUACGCCUGCCGACUGCCGCUGCAGAAGGGCGAGCAGUUCAUGCUGCGGGAUGGCCAACUGUUCUGUUAUCGGCACGAUCUGGAGAAGGAGAUGUUCCUGGCGGCUGCGGCAGCGCAGCACUGCGGGUUUGUCGGGCUAGAUGAGGAGGAUUUGUUGCGGCCACGUGAUGGCAGGCGUGGCCCAAAGCGACCCCGCACCAUUCUCACCUCCCAGCAACGCAAACAGUUCAAGGCCUCCUUCGAUCAGUCCCCCAAGCCAUGUCGGAAGGUGCGUGAAGCUCUGGCCAAGGACACGGGCCUAUCGGUGCGAGUGGUGCAGGUCUGGUUCCAGAAUCAACGCGCCAAAAUGAAGAAGAUACAACGCAAGGCCAAACAGAAUAGCGGCAGUACGGGCAGCGGCAAUGGGCGUGGCAGUGGCAGUAGCGCUGCCGAGGACAAGGAUCAUGUCGAGAAGGAGGAGAAGUGCGUCAAGCAGGAGCUUGGCAUCGAUGGCAAUGUGGGUGGUGGCUACCUAUCUGGUCUGGACAGCGCCUUUUCCAGCCAGCCCCUCAAUCCCAACUUGCCCUUCUCACCAGAUGAUUACCCCGCUAAUUCAAAUGACAGCUUCUGCAGCUCGGAUCUCUCGCUGGAUGGCAGCAACUUUGAUCAGCUGGACGACGAUGCCGACUCGUUGUCCCUGAACAAUCUGGAACUGCAAUCGACCAGCUCUUCGGGAAACCAGCAUUCCAAUCCACAUGACAUGCUAGCCAAUCUGAACACCAGUCUCAUCAAUCCCAUAGACAAGCUAUAUCUAAUGCAGAACUCGUACUUCAGCUCGGAGCAAUAGAAGACGGCUACGAUAACCGGGAGAAGAAGGGUUCCACGAAUUUAUUAGAGUUAGAGUUAUCGGCUCCAUUUCCGUUAGCAGCGCCCGCCACAAUUGUAGAUAAUUUGGUAGAAUACAUCGCCAGCGUUCUUAGGCCUUGGGGCAGCGUUUACUUUAAAGCUUAGACAUGUCCUAAAGAUUGGAGAUUAACUUCAAUUGAUUUGUCAUGCAGCAUUCAAGUUGCUAAUUGUAAUAACGAAAACAUCAAAUGUGAUUUUUUUUCUAAGAUUAACACAAAGUAUUGGUUAGACCUUCUUUUAGGAGAAGGCGUUGUGAAUGAGUUUGGAAUGCAUAAUUAAUUGUUAGUUGGAGUAA
Scaptodrosophila lebanonensis is the source of this 2250-nucleotide messenger RNA. It is a transcript of the gene Lmx1a, whose product is annotated as LIM homeobox transcription factor 1-alpha. Lineage: Eukaryota; Metazoa; Arthropoda; Insecta; Diptera; Drosophilidae. Gene Ontology annotation, cellular component: nucleus. The transcript is spliced from 3 exons. Bases 1 to 1896 code for a protein of 631 amino acids. Gene Ontology annotation, biological process: neuron differentiation; regulation of transcription by RNA polymerase II. Gene Ontology annotation, molecular function: DNA-binding transcription factor activity, RNA polymerase II-specific; RNA polymerase II transcription regulatory region sequence-specific DNA binding. The record is from RefSeq and is a predicted model, not a curated record.